Molecule: messenger RNA, 876 nt
Organism: Carica papaya (papaya)
Lineage: Eukaryota; Viridiplantae; Streptophyta; Magnoliopsida; Brassicales; Caricaceae
Product: histone acetyltransferase subunit NuA4-domain protein
Cellular component (GO): histone acetyltransferase complex
Source: RefSeq, a predicted model, not a curated record
AUUAACGUUAAUCUUCGAAGUAGAAAUUAAAAAACCAUCAAACAGCGUCUUGUAAUCAGAGAUUGGAGUGAGGUAGUUAGGGUUUUAGGUUAUAUCACUGGACAAUUUCAAUAAUUUUCCCGCCGAGUAUGGAUACAGAAGGGCAAAGGGGCUCUACGAACCCAUCUGCAAUGCUGGCUUCUCUUCUUGGCAGGAGAGCCAAGCUUCAAGAAGAGCUUCGAAGCAUCGAAAGACAAGUCUAUGAUAUGGAGACGAGUUAUUUACAAGAUCCUAGCCAAUGCGGCAAUGUAUUGAAAGGUUUUGAGGGGUUCCUUUCUUCAUCUAAGAACACUGCACUCUUGAAGCGGUCUAGGAAGUUCCAGCCUGAAGAUAGGCUUUUCUCGUUAUCUUCAGUUACCUCUCCUGCAGCCGAGGAACUUGCAGCCGGAAGAGAUGAUGGCAAAGCAGACUUUGGCGUAGGUCGGUCAAAGGGUGGAGGUAUAUAUGCAAAUGGACAGGGAAAACCAAAGAAGGGAAGAGCUGGGCCGAGAGAUGCAAAGAGGAUCAGGCAUGAACCUGAUUAUGAUUACGAUGAUGAUCCUGAUGUUACGUUGUGAUUGUCCCGGCAUUCGAUCAUUGAACUUUUUUUUCUCUCUUCCCUCAAAAUAUCAAUCAUGCCAGCUUUGGAAGUGGAAACAGAGGCAAGCCAAAAGCCUUACAGAGCAUUGGUUUAGUGCUAUGCUAUUGUUUGUUGUUUACAGCAUGGCUAUUGCUGUAGAUACUCCAUUGUCAUGCAUUCAUCAGUGUCUACUUAUAUAUAUAUAUAUAUAGACUCUUCUGCUUUGGGGGUUACUCUAAAACCCAAAACUAUAACAAUGAAGCAAAUUCUUGGUUUUC